Papilio machaon (common yellow swallowtail) is the source of this 961-nucleotide messenger RNA. RefSeq names its product alpha-tocopherol transfer protein-like. The record is from RefSeq and is a predicted model, not a curated record. Lineage: Eukaryota; Metazoa; Arthropoda; Insecta; Lepidoptera; Papilionidae. The transcript is spliced from 6 exons. The coding region runs from base 1 to 945 and encodes 314 amino acids. Gene Ontology annotation, cellular component: membrane. Gene Ontology annotation, molecular function: phosphatidylinositol bisphosphate binding.
AUGAAAUCUAUAACAGGUCAUCCUCUAAUCAUCGUUACUGAAGAAGAUGUUGAAAAAUCACGAUCAUUAUGUGGAGUUGAACAACCAGAACGAAUAAAAGAGAGCUUGGAUUCUAUCGAUGAAUGGUGUAAGAAACAAGAUCAUCUCGUAGAAGCAUACAAUAAUUUAGAUCGUAAUAUGUUGGAAAGAUUAUUUCUAUUAGCGCGUGGAUCUGUAGAGGCCACGAAAACUAGACUUGAUAAGAUACUUACUUCUAGAGGAAUGAUGCCAGAACUCGUACUGAAUAGGACUUUAGAAGAAUUUGAUGAACUAUUACAAGGCUUGUUAUAUACUCCACUACCAAGACUAUAUUCAGUCGAUCAGUCAAGGAUCAUGGUGACACAAUUUUUUCCAGGAAAACUGGAUAACUUUAAUUUGCUAAGUUACUUGCGAUAUUGUUUUAUGAUUGGUGAAUAUAGAUUGUAUUACGACUACUGUUUGUCAGAAAGGUACAUAGUCGACUUGGCCAAUGUAAAUUUGAGCCUUUUAAGUAAAAUUAAUCCAGUUAUUUUAAAGAAAGGUGAAAUACUAUGCAGUGAAGGUCUCGGUACAAAAAUUAAAGGUAUACAUAUUAUAAAUGCCCCACCAUACGUGGACAAAUUUCUAUUUAUACUGAAACAAGCGCUGAGAGAAAAAGUAGCCAGUCGAAUACACGUCCACAGUUCGUACGAAGAUCUAAGACAACAUUUACCUAAAGAGAUCCUGCCAAUGGACUAUGGUGGUGACGAGCAAUAUGUUGAAAAAUUAGCUUCACAAUGGAGAGAAGAACUUACAACUAAGAAAGCAAGGCAAAUAAUAAAAGAUAUGGAUAAGUUGGUGAGCGACGAAACAAAACGAACUAGUUCUAAAUUUAAUGAAGAAUAUAUGGGAAUGCCGGGAUCAUUCAGAAAAUUAACAGUUGAUUAAUUAUAAGAAGCUACGU